This is a messenger RNA of Coccinella septempunctata (seven-spotted ladybird), 1941 nucleotides long. It is a transcript of the gene Hlc, whose product is annotated as probable ATP-dependent RNA helicase DDX56. Lineage: Eukaryota; Metazoa; Arthropoda; Insecta; Coleoptera; Coccinellidae. The coding region runs from base 138 to 1805 and encodes 555 amino acids. Gene Ontology annotation, cellular component: nucleolus. Gene Ontology annotation, molecular function: RNA helicase activity; ATP binding; nucleic acid binding. The record is from RefSeq and is a predicted model, not a curated record. The transcript is spliced from 2 exons.
UAACCUAACUUUUAAGUAAAAGUGCAUGUUUUGAAUUUGAAUGGUGAGCUACCUUAUUAAUUUAUUAAGAUUUGUGGUAUUCAAAUUGAAAAUACAAGUUGUUGAGUGUAAGGACUUCGAGUAGGUGUUAUUAAAAUAUGGAAAAUCCAGAAGAAAAACCAAUCCAAUUCCAUGAAAUGGAAUUAGAUGAUCGAAUUCUCAAGGCAAUUGUUAAACUACAGUGGAGCGUUCCCACUUUAAUUCAAGAAAAAUCAAUUCCUCUACAGUUGGAAGGUAAAGACGUUUUAAUUAGGGCAAGAACUGGAUCGGGUAAAACAGCGGCGUUUACAAUUCCAAUAAUUCAGAAGAUUUUGAACGUGAAAAAGACUGCAAUCUAUCAAGAAGUAAAAGCAGUUAUUCUAGCUCCUAGUAGGGAGCUAUGUCAUCAGAUUUGUAAUGUGAUAAAUGAUUUAACAAUAAAAUGUUCCCGGGAAGUGAGGUGUGUGGAUGUAGCUCCAAAUAUUAGUAUAAAUGUUCAGAAACCUAUGCUCACAGAGAAGCCUGAUAUAGUUGUUGGUACACCAGCAAGAGUACUAAUGCACCUCAAAAGUGGAACUCUAGACUUGAAAAAAUCGUUAGAAGUUUUGGUUAUAGACGAGGCUGAUUUAAUAUUCUCUUUCGGAUAUAAGGAUGAAAUGAAAGAGUUAACAUCAUAUCUUCCUAGUAUUUAUCAAGCUAUCCUUGCAUCAGCUACCCUAAGUGAAGACGUCCUUAAUUUGAAAAGUCUUGUUCUUCAUAAUCCUGUUACUUUGAAAUUGGAAGAACCAGAAUUAGCUCCUACUAGCCAGUUAACCCACUAUCAUCUAAUGGCAGAAGAACUUGACAAAGCUACCAUAUUGUAUGCUUUGCUAAAGUUACAUUUAAUAAGAGGAAAGACAAUCAUAUUUGUGAAUACUGUAGAUAAAUGCUACAAACUCAAGCUCUUUCUUGAACAAUUUAAAAUUCCUGUUUGUGUGUUGAAUUCAGAAUUGCCAGCCACAAUAAGGUGUCACUCUGUUUACCAAUUCAAUCAAGGUAUUUACGAUAUUAUUGUGGCGUCAGAUGAAAAAGCACUAGAAGAUACAGCUGCUGUUAGUAAAAAAGGAAAAACAUCAGAACAGUCAUCAAAAAGAAGGAAAGAUAAAGAAAGUGGUGUUUCUAGAGGGAUUGAUUUUCAGUGUGUUUCCAAUGUUUUAAACUUCGAUUUUCCUCUGGAUGUUCAAUCAUAUAUUCAUAGAGCCGGUAGAACAGCUAGAGGUAAUAAUCAAGGAAGUGUACUAUCCUUCAUCAACAUGAACGAAAAAGUUCUGUUAGAUAAGGUAGAAGAACGUCUAAGGGCUGGCCUGAAAGAGAUCUCUAUAUUCAAAAAGUACCAAUUCAAACUUGAAGAAGUUGAACCAUUCAAAUACAGAGCACAGGAUGCUUGGAGAGCUGUAACAAGAAUAGCUGUGAGAGAAGCUAGAUUGAAAGAAAUAAAACAAGAAAUAUUCAACUGUCAAAAAUUGAAAGGAUACUUCGAAGACAACCCAACGGAUUUGCAAGUUCUUCGUCAUGAUAAAACUCUUCACACUGUUAGGAUCCAAGAGCAUUUAGCUGACGUUCCUGAAUAUAUUUUGCCCCCAUCCUUGAAGAGCUUGGCUGGCAUAACCAAACGAAAAAGGAAAAAUCAUAAUAAAACUGGAAUAAAAAGUAAAAGGAACAAAUUUGAAGCAGCCAAGAGCAACCCAUUACUCAGCAUGAAAUUUGACGGAUUUGUGGAUAAAUUGAAGAAAAAGGGUAAAAAAUAAACUGAUCUGUGAUUUUUAAGCUAGAAGGAAGAAGGAUGAAAAAAAUGUAUAGUUAUUAUACAAUGUAAACAGUUGUUCUUCAAGGAAUAACCAAGAUCAUAUUUUAUGAAAUGAAUAUAAAUUAACUAAGACUUUA